This is a messenger RNA of Clonostachys rhizophaga, 588 nucleotides long. Lineage: Eukaryota; Fungi; Ascomycota; Sordariomycetes; Hypocreales; Bionectriaceae. The record is from the annotation of a GenBank genome assembly.
AUGAUACUCGCUAGUAUUUAUUCUAGUGGGCAGUACUCGGAUUUCACAAUUACCUGCAAGGGAAAACGCUUCCAAGUACAUAAAGCUAUUGUAUGUCCCCGGUCUGGGUUCUUCGCUGCAGCUCUUCGUACGGCCUUCAAGGAGGCAUGUGAAGGAAUAGUCGACCUUGCAAGUGAUGACCUUGAUAUUGUCGAGAUAAUAAUUCACUACUUUACCAUCUUGAUUACGAACUUCUACCACAACGGCGUCACGCGGACACUGGAACCAACGAAUUGGAGCAACCACGUUGUCUGUCAACACAUGCUAAAGUUUAUUCUCUUGCAGAGAAGUAUGCUAUCCUCUUGCACUCGAGAGAUUCAAAGCAGCGACUUCAAAGCACUGGGAAAACAAGAUCUCCCCGGAGCUGCCAAAGAGGCUUAUGUAUCUACUAUGGAGACGGACCGAGAAUUGAAGAAUGCUGUGGUUAGGGCGUACUAUGCACGCUCUAAGUUGUUAGAGCAUGAGGAGGUGCAGGCAGUUUUUCAAGAGCUGCAUACACUCACCUAUGAUCUCUUAAUGUACGUAUCCUUGGAGAAAAGGUCAUUUUGA